ACAGCAUGUUCGCUAGUAGAGAAUCUGUGUGGCACAGUGCACUUGAAUCACUUAACGAAAUUAUAACGAUUAGCAAAUUCGUGCACGCAAGACGAGUCUGAAUUUUAAAACGGUUAGUGAACGGGCGAUUGUGACAAGAGAAGAAAGUGAUUCGAAAGGUGGACAAUCACACGGAUUGCGGAAAAUAUUUGCAAUGAACAAAAUUUAGCUAAAUUGUGAAAAGAUUUUAGUGUUAAAAAAAGGAAAAAGGGAAAAUGUAAAUGAUAAUAAUGGCAACUAGAGGAAUUCGAAGAAAGAAAUCCUCACUGUCUGAAGUUAAAAUAGCUGUGUUCGGUGCAGCAACCGUUGGCAAAAGUGCGUUGACAGUCAGAUUCCUUACAAAGCGUUAUAUCGGAGAGUACGACCAUCAAACAGAAAACCGUUACAAACAUGAGGCAAUGGUAGAUGGAGAACCAAUUCUGUUUGAAAUUUUAGACACAUGUCCUAAGAAUGAUGACGAUGAUGAUAUAUCAUCAGUAACGGCCGAACAUAUACAAUGGGCAGAUGGAAUACUGCUGGUUUAUGCGAUAACCGAUCGUAAUUCAUUCAACUACAUUCGCAAGGCUAAGGUGAAUCUACAACCGGACAUUCCAUUAUCAUUGGUUGGCAACAAAGUCGAUAUGGUUCAUUUGAGGCAAGUUAGCACCGAAGAGGGUGAAAUCUUGGCUAAAGAUUUUGAGUGUAAAUUUUGUGAAAUAUCAGCUGCUGAGCAUGUGACACAAGUGUCUGAAGCAUUUCACGAUUUGUGCAAAGAAGUGUUGCUAGCUCGACGGAAAUCGAAACAAAGUUUGUUAGAUCGAAUGCUGGGUGGCACCCGGACCUAUAGUCGAGGGAAGAGUGAUAGUGCUCUGCCGAAAGAUUAACAGAAAAAAAAUGUUCUUGUUUCACAUCAAUAAUAUUAAUGAAUUCGGUUGUUAAAGUAAUUGGAGUGUUUAUCGUCGAUCUAUUUUAGUGAUGAGAAAGUGACAAAUUUGUUUUCUUAGACGUGUAAGAAUUUAUUAAAAUACAAAAUAAAGAGAAAACUUUUUACAAAAA
This is a messenger RNA of Bradysia coprophila, 1074 nucleotides long. Its product is annotated as ras-related and estrogen-regulated growth inhibitor. The record is from RefSeq and is a predicted model, not a curated record. Lineage: Eukaryota; Metazoa; Arthropoda; Insecta; Diptera; Sciaridae. Gene Ontology annotation, molecular function: GTP binding; GTPase activity.